This is a messenger RNA of Mangifera indica (mango), 1756 nucleotides long. RefSeq lists its product as uncharacterized. Lineage: Eukaryota; Viridiplantae; Streptophyta; Magnoliopsida; Sapindales; Anacardiaceae. The record is from RefSeq and is a predicted model, not a curated record. The transcript has a single exon. Bases 373 to 1557 code for a protein of 394 amino acids.
AAUAAUAAUUUUGUUCUUCCUUCCCUCCAAACGAAAAAAACAGAAAAAUCUAUAAAUGAAAACAAAACCUAGGACCAAACUACAGUUAAUGUUCUUCUUGUCACAUCUCUUAUGCACGCGGUAAUGUGAAUUUCUGCACAUCAUUGUUUUUACUCCCUUUUCUCUUUCUUUGAAUUUGCCUUAGGGUUCUUUUGCUAUAAAAUAAUCAAACCUGUAAUCAUGCAAGCAGCUCCACCAUUGAUACUUCUGCAAUAGUUUUAACAAUCUUCAGGCAAAUUCACCAACGUCUCUUUUUUACUUUUAUUUGAAUUUCAUUUCAAUCAAACGGAGGAGGAGAAGAAGAAAGACACAAAUCAAAGUACCAACAUAACCAUGCGUUUGCCAUGGAAAAAGAGCAAAGGUUGCAGUUAUUCAUGUUUGGUGGCGGGUCUUCGUCACACACCUAUACACGGCGAAUCUCUAGUCGUUGAGACUGGUUUUCCCACCUCACUUGUUGAUCUCUUCGUCAAGAAUAAAGAUCGCUUGAAAAAACUAUCAAAAAGGAAGUCCGCACGCCCUCCACCGCCACCGCCGCCUUCUCCAGCGCGGAGGCUAGUGUCUCCAGGUGGUUUGGCGGUGAAUUCGCCACCUGGGUUUGAAGCAACUAAGCGUAAUGUUGAAGAUUUAGUUGUGUUAAAUGAAUGUGAUGAAUGUGAUGAUAGUGGAGAUAGUGAUGGGAAGAUUGAGAAAGGGUUUCUCGCGGUGGUUUUGAAGAUUUUGAUGGUGGGGGUCGUCGCUUUGAGUACUAAAGAGAUAGCGGUGGGGAUCACAAUGUCAGCGUUCUUGCUUUUCUUGGUCGAAUAUGCCGGUUCUGGGGCUUUGGUUUUCUUGAAACCAUGUUCACAGGCAAGAGAGGUGCUUGAUUCUUUGUUUGUAAAGAUUAAAGUUUUGUAUUUUCCAAAUUCUAUAUGCAAGAAGGAAGAUGAUGAUGAUGACCCGUGUUCAAAUGAGAUUAAGAGAUGCAACGAAGACUCAACAAACGCCCAGUUGAUUAUUAGAAGCGAUGCUAGUGAUUCUUGUGAGUUUGUUGAUGAAAUUGGAGUGAAAUCUCCGAGGAGAGAAAUUCAGGUUGCGGAUUCGAAUUGUGAUGGGGAGAAACGCGAUGUUUUGAUAUUUAAGGAGAGAAGUAGAAGCGCUAAAAUAAGAAGAAAAUUUGUCAAGAAUUUUGUUCCGAAGAAGCUGCGUGAUGCAAAGAAAGAGUGGAAGCACAGAAAAAGAGAAAAGGAAAAAGAAAAAGAAAUGCAGGAUUUCGAGUCCAACAGCGAUGAAAAAUUAGAAAAUCAAGAACAAGACAAUAUGUUUGGCAAUGGCCAGGCUGAGGCAGAAGUGGGCAAAGUUGAGGAGAUUGUUGAUAAAGAAAGAAAGAGAAAUUCAGGGUAUUUUUUAAUUCUUCUCUUGUUUGUUGUUCUUGGUGGACUAUUAGGAGGCCGGGUUCUAGCACUUUUCUGUACACUUGGUUGGUUUUUGAUGUUAAAAUUGGUGGAAAAAGUGAUGCUCCGACUAGAAGUAGUAAUGUGAAAGAAAGAUCUUGUUUUUCUUUCUAGUGAUUGUGUAGUUUUGGUUUUUGUUCUGGGUAAUCCUCAAAAUUGUGAAUUAGAAGGUUCAGGUGUGAUGAGAUGUCCAACCUUUCUGUUGGCAGAUUCAACAUGAGGUAUUGUACACUGAACUGUAAAUUUACACAUACCGACCACAUAUUAUAGAACUUUGUUUUAUUUCA